Molecule: messenger RNA, 1821 nt
Organism: Urocitellus parryii (Arctic ground squirrel)
Lineage: Eukaryota; Metazoa; Chordata; Mammalia; Rodentia; Sciuridae
Source: RefSeq, a predicted model, not a curated record
UGGGGCGUUCCGCGCGCCCUUCAUUGAAGCGGCGGUGGCCGGGCUGGGCGCCGGGAGUGGGAAGCGACGGCGCGGCUGGAAAAUGCCGGUCCAUUCCCGAGGGGAUAAGAAAGAGACGAACCACCACGAUGAGAUGGAGGUGGACUACGCCGAAAACGAGGGGAGCAGCUCCGAGGACGAGGACACUGAGCGCUCGUCGGUCUCUGAGGAUGGAGAUAGCUCAGAAAUGGAUGACGAAGUCUGUGAAAGAAGAAGAAUGGAAUGUUUAGAUGAAAUGUCCAAUCUUGAAAAACAGUUUACAGAUCUCAAAGAUCAACUUUAUAAAGAACGAUUAAGUCAGGUGGAUGCAAAACUGCAAGAAGUCAUAGCUGGAAAAGCACCAGAAUAUUUGGAACCACUGGCAACUUUGCAAGAAAAUAUGCAAAUUCGUACAAAGGUAGCAGGAAUCUAUAGAGAGCUCUGCUUAGAAUCUGUAAAGAACAAAUAUGAAUGUGAAAUUCAAGCUUCUCGUCAGCAUUGUGAGAGUGAAAAGCUUUUGUUAUACGAUACAGUCCAGAGUAAGCUGGAGGAGAAGAUAAGAAGGCUUGAGGAGGACAGGCACAGCAUUGACAUUACUUCAGAGUUGUGGAAUGAUGAACUUCAGUCAAGAAAAAAGAGAAAGGAUCCUUUCAGUCCUGACAAAAAGAAGCCAGUUGUUGUCUCAGGUCCAUAUAUAGUUUAUAUGCUACAAGAUCUUGAUAUUCUUGAAGACUGGACAACAAUUAGGAAGGCAAUGGCUACACUGGGUCCACACAGAGUGAAAACAGAACCACCUGUGAAACUGGAAAAACAUCUGCACAGUGCUAGAUCUGAAGAGGGAAGACUAUAUUAUGAUGGUGAAUGGUACAUACGUGGACAGACAAUAUGUAUUGAUAAAAAAGAUGAAUGUCCUACGAGUGCCGUAAUUACAACAAUUAACCAUGAUGAAGUUUGGUUUAAGAGGCCUGAUGGAAGCAAAUCUAAGCUUUACAUUUCCCAACUACAGAAAGGAAAAUAUUCAAUUAAACAUUCGUAAUCAUGAUUUAAGUGUUAUCUAAAUYUACCUUAUUAGUGUUACCAAGUGUGAUUUGCCAAGGGAGUAAAAAACUGUAUUCAAUAAUUUAAUAUUCUCAUCAAAUCCUGAGAGAAUGUGUAUUUGUAGGUAGUACUCUAAGUAGAUCUCCUAUUGAUAUGUUAUUAAAAGAAAUACUAAUAACAAUUUAAUCAUGAUCAGUACAUUUAUAUUAUGUACAAUGACCAAUAAGUGUAUAUGGUAGGGAUUUCUUUUUAAUAAUUUUUUGUUUUUAAAAAAAUUAUGCAAAUCUGCCUCAUCUUUAGUGAACUAUGGCUACAUUUAUCUGCAGUUUUAAAAUUUUCCAUAUCUUUGUCACUCAUCAUGUUUGUAAAUAAGACUGAUAAAAUGUUUCCUAUGAAUGGUUUGUACCAGUACAUUAGUGUGAAAUCAGAAUUGAAAUUUAAACAUAUAUUGUGAGUAUGUAUAUAUGGCAUCAUCAGCUUAUUUAGAACUGAUGGCCUUACCUUACAAUCUUGUUUUACCCAAAAUUAAACUAUUGGGUUUGAAAGCUAAAAGGAGCACUUUUGUAGAAUAGCUUUCCUUUUCCUCUUCCUUGAUUGUAUGGUGGUGACCUUUUUUAAUGAAUUAUACUUAAUGUUAAUUAGUAAAAUUAGUGUCAAGUGAUAACAUGUUUCUACCUGUAUUUCUUGUGACCCUUUUGAGGGCAGGUGUUCAUGCCUGGUAUUUAUGAUGCAGUAUGUUAGUGGUGAAUAGUAACUGACAGUAUU